AUGGCCAAGGAGUUCCAAUUCAACUGGCGCCCAAACGUGCCCACUCUGCUGCAACACGGUUCGAUUUUCGAUCGCUACGACGACGUCUGGGAAGCGCGUCCAUGCGGCUUACCAAAGGAUGGUCGCGUUUUAUUCGAGCUCGAACAAAGGGGGCCUCGCGAGACCCUAGAAGAGCGUACGAUAUGGAUAACUCACGGACAGGACCUCGUUAACGUUCAGAGUUUCUAUCUAGUAGCAGAGUCUCUUGAAAUAGCUAAGACAUGGCGGAUAGGUAUAAAUGAGAUUUUGAGGAAUUCCAAGACCCGUCACGUCUGCCCAACAACGAAUCUUCUGAGAUACUGGAAAUGGUUGACAUUGAGCGUAAAUGAUCGACGGAAGAUUCCGAUCAAACUGCUAGUGAAAACAUUCUCAUCAGGUAAACCAGAAAAGAUGGUGCUCAAGUGUCUCAGCGAUCUUGGUCUAUGUGGAGAUAAGGAGCGGGAAGAGUUAGACGUUGAGGUGUUAACUUUUGAGAAGUUUAUACGUUUGUACAACAAGAUUUGUCCACGUUCCGAGGUUCAGGAGCUUUUCGUGAAGUUGAGCGGUCAGAAGGAGUACUUGACAAGAGACAGGCUCACAAAUUUCCUUAACGAAGAGCAACGCGAUCCUCGUCUGAAUGAGAUUCUCUUCCCAUUCUUCGACAAUACUCGGACGCAAAUAUUGAUUAGUAAAUUUGAACAGGACAACAACUACAUAGAUAAUGGGAAGAUGUCUGGUGAUGCUUUUCUUCGUUUCCUGAUGUCAGAUGAGAAUUCUCCCGUAUUUCUGGAUCGAAUUGAUAUGUAUCAAGAUAUGGACCAGCCACUAUGUCACUAUUACAUAAACAGCUCCCACAACACUUACUUAACGGGUCGGCAGUACGGAGGAAAAUCUUCUUCAGAGAUAUACCGUCAAGUUCUACUCUCAGGCUGUCGCUGCAUUGAGCUGGAUUGUUGGGAUGGCACGGGGGAGAAUAAGGGAGAGCCAAUUAUCACGCACGGGAAGGCAAUGUGUACCGACGUGUUUUUUAAAGAUGUCCUCUAUCAAAUCCGUGAUACUGCAUUCGAACGUUCGGAAUUCCCAGUGAUCUUGUCGUUUGAAAAUCAUUGCUCAAAGUCCAAUCAGCUGAAGAUGGCAAAGUAUUGUGUGGAUAUUUUUGGAGAUAUGCUUUUAACUAAGCCUCUGGACGAUUAUCCUUUAGAUCCUGGUGUACCACUGCCUUCUCCAAAUCGCUUACGUCGGAAGAUCUUGAUCAAGAACAAACGUUUGAAGCCAGAAAUUGAGAAGCAUCAGCUCGACCAGUUUCUUCGUGAGGGAAAAUUGGACGAGGAGGACGAAAUUGUCGAAACCCCUGAAGUGGUUGGAGAGGAUACUGUGUCGCUUCGUUGGUUUUUCCAAUCUAUACGCAUGUCAGAUACCAAAGAAAUGGUGUAA
Messenger RNA from Angiostrongylus costaricensis, 1452 nucleotides. Lineage: Eukaryota; Metazoa; Nematoda; Chromadorea; Rhabditida; Metastrongylidae. The record is from the annotation of a GenBank genome assembly.